This is a messenger RNA of Sorex araneus (European shrew), 8022 nucleotides long. It is a transcript of the gene TMEM170B, whose product is annotated as transmembrane protein 170B. The coding region runs from base 292 to 894 and encodes 200 amino acids. Gene Ontology annotation, cellular component: plasma membrane. The record is from RefSeq and is a predicted model, not a curated record. NCBI's taxonomy places the organism in Eukaryota, Metazoa, Chordata, Mammalia, Eulipotyphla, Soricidae. The transcript is spliced from 3 exons. Gene Ontology annotation, biological process: negative regulation of canonical Wnt signaling pathway.
CCUGAGGGUGGGCGGGCGGGCGGCAGGUGCCGCCGGCGCAGUCUCCGCCGGACUCUGGGUGGCCUCGUCCCGCUGCGGUGAUGAGCCGGACUCCGCCGGGGGCUGCACCUGCCGGCUGCCCAUCACCCGGGGCUUCCCGGCGUGACCUCGGCCUUCGCGGGUGCCCGGCCCCGGCGGCGCCGCGCGGCCCCUGAGAGGCCGCCGGAGCGGCCUCCUCGGCCCCGAGCCCUCGCUCGGGGGCCGCGCGGGGAGAGCGCUCGGCCCCCUCCCCUCCGCCGUCCGCUGUCCUCAAUGUCUCCCCGGCGGGGAGGGGGCUGCCUGGGAGACUCGCUGAGCAGCCCCCCGCCGAGGCCCGGCGCCCCGCAAACUCGGCCGGCGGCGGCGGCGGCCGGGAGGAGCCGCGCACCCGCCGCCGCCCCCGGAGCCGCACAGCCGCCGCCGCCGCCGCCGCCGCCGGGCGCCCGAGGAGAGGGCGGCGGGCGCCCCCCGGGGAAGAUGAAGGCGGAGGGGGGCGACCACUCCAUGAUCAACCUGUCGGUGCAGCAGGUUCUGAGCCUCUGGGCCCACGGGACGGUGCUGAAGAACCUGACGGAGAUGUGGUACUGGAUCUUUCUCUGGGCUCUCUUCUCCUCUCUGUUUGUCCAUGGUGCUGCUGGAGUGUUGAUGUUUGUGAUGCUACAAAGGCAUAGGCAGGGAAGAGUAAUCUCUGUCAUUGCAAUCAGCAUCGGAUUUCUGGCUUCUGUAACUGGAGCAAUGAUAACUAGUGCAGCAGUAGCAGGCAUUUACAGAGUGGCAGGGAAGAACAUGGCCCCGCUAGAAGCUCUGGUGUGGGGAGUUGGACAGACUGUACUGACAUUGAUCAUCUCCUUUUCAAGGAUCCUUGCUACACUUUGAGGUUUCUGUGGAAAUGGUUUACUUCACACCGAUGCUCAGAACAGCAUUGCUAAGGAGCGAGAAUGGAAGGGAGCGAGAAACGUGGAAGCAGCCGAAUCACAGGCUUCGAGCUCUGUGGAAAGAUCGCCCUCUGGUGUUCAAGUGAUUGCACUACCGCACUGCACCUUACGUGCCUCCGUCCCAGACAAGGCGCAUUACACGAUGUGAAGCUACAAGAAGAGCACCUUGUUUAGCUGUCAAUCAGAUUAACAUUGGUGUUGAAUGCUCAUUUUUAACAGUGUUGUGUUAAAGUUAGAGGGACGCUUUGAGGAGUCGAUAUAUGUGCCAAACACUUGUUUUGUUUUUUUAAAAAACACUUAUCAUGUGACAGUUUGCAAGUGUAGAUGCUAGAUGAGUGCUGUGAACAUAUUUGACACAAAUUCAGGUAAUGUAGUGAGAAUUUUGUUUUGUAAUGCUAAAUUCCAUAUGAGUGCUGAAUGCUGAAUCAUUUAAUGUGAGAUAAAUUAUUUGAGUUUAUUGUGAGCAUUUAUGGGAUUUAGGGCUUUAGGCAUUGUUUUAAUUUAUGCUGAAAUAAUAAUCAAAAACUAGCUGAACUCUUUUAAAGACUCAAAUUAGAUCUAUAGGGUGCAUCCUUUUCACUCACUUAAAUAACACUCUUUUGAUAGCUUCCCUCAUACAUAUUUAAUUGAUAAGAAUUAAAAAAUUUUAUGGGUCACACUCAUUGUAGUUUGUGUGUCAUAAAAAUAUAAUUUGAAAAUUUCUUAUACAUUUUGUAAGAAAAGAAGUCUGAAAUGCAUGUUGCAUUCCUUGACCCUCCUAAAGAAGGUUUUUGCCAUGUGUCUCAUGGAGAAAACAUUUUUAAGUAGUAUCUCAGUGGGAUUAUACCUCUUGUUGCAUAUAGCUUGGUUUUUGACAAAAUACAAAUAUUCUUUCAUUUCUGGAGUAUUAACUAUAUUUCAGGAGUGGCCUAAAUUAGGCUGUGAAAACAACAAGCCUCAUUUGUAUAUAAGUAACAAGUCAUAUAGUAAUGUAAUAAACCCUCUUUGGAUGUGUGGUAAUACAAUUUUGCUAAGUAAAAAUUGGGAGAAAUUGUAAAUGGAAAAUUUUUAAUUUGGCAACUAAUCUGAACAUAUCAGUACAGUACUAAACAUAUUUGAAUGAUUCAUUUCAAUUUGGUCAGCUCUUGAUGCUAUUUAAUUUGUUAAAAUUUAAUAAUGACAUUUAUUUUAAAUGAACAAAAUUCUAAGUAUAAGAGGUUUUGGAAGUUAUAAUUUUAAAAAGUAUAGAAAGUGAAAGAAGCAGAACAUCAUUGAAUUUGUCUCCUACUGAGAUUUCUAAAUAUCUGAGAUAUAUAUGUGAUAAAUCAAUAGAAGAGCCACUGCAGAGAAUAUGAGUUAAGGACAAUCCAAAAUAUUGAUCUGUGAUUUGAGCCUUGCUAUUUUAUAACUUGAUUUUUGGUAAAAGCAGGUUUCUGUUAGGUCCCAUUCAGAUUUAAUAUCAUUGUUACCCUUGUCAUUAAAAUCAGAAUAUGUUAACUACCUUAACAGUGAAGAGUUGGGAGGGUAGAGCCAGUUUUUGGUGUUUACUGAUCCUGUUGCUUGAAAGUUUGUUUAGAAAGAUAAGUAACCAUUUCUUUUUCAAAAUGUGUAAUUUGAAAAUUAUCCUUUUUAUUAUGCACAGGCCUGAAAUUAUUUUUAUAUCUUUGUUAUAUGCCUGAUGUUUUCCCAAAUUAAAUUUAGGCAUUAGUUUUCCAAACUAAUUUGAUUUAUCUUUCUCUUUUAGACUUGAAUUGUAUUUCUCCUUUAUUUUGACUGUUCUACCAGUAAUUUUAAAGUAUUCGUAUUCUUUGAGAGGAAUUAUCACUAGCAUGUGAAAAUUAUUUCAGAUCCACAAAAUGAAUGUUUAUUUUAAUAUAUGAUUAUUUUAUGAUUUAAGAAACUGUCGUGUUAGGGUAAUUGGAGUGUUUGGUUCAGAAUAUAGAAUUAACCAUGAAGUAAUGUGUGAAUGUAUGGACCAAAGAGAUUUAUACUCUUGUUUUUACUCUAGAAUGGAAGUAUAAUUGGAUGAUUAAUAGUUUGUAGAGUGUCCAUUAUUGAAUUGUUGUACAUUGUGAAGAGAGAGAGAGUGUGUGUGUGUAUGUGUCUGUGCGCAUGCUUUUAGCAUUUGGGGGAGUUCUUGUUUUUUUUGUUUUUUUUUUUUCUGUUUGUAGUUCUUUCCAUUGGUAGUUUAUUUACUGUCAGUAUUGAUGUCUUGAAAUGCAGUUGAAUAGUGAACUAAUUAAUUUGACAUACAGCUGUUUCUAUGCUAUUUUUUUAAGUUAGUGAUUUUCCUAAGAAAUGUUUAACUAUAUAUAUCUUAUACUUCCAUAUACAUGAAGAAAUGUUUAAUGAUAUAUACAUAUCAUUAUAUACAUCCAAAUGUAUAAAGCUGCUAUAUAAAUAGUAUAAUUGAAAAGCUAUUGUUCAGUGAACACUUUAAUGUUCUAGUGGGAAAUUUGAUAAAUUUGUUCGAUUUAAUGAUUUUUUUAAAUAGUCAAGAAUGUUUAAGAUUUUUUUAUUUGGGGAAUUUUUUCUUGGUUUAAUAGAGCUAGAAAUCUUUAUGAUAUGAUAGAAGUUGUUAUUGAUAUAUUUGGGUCACACCUUCUUAAAAUUUCUGUAAUUUUGCAGUGAAGUUUCUUUGUGAUACGUGCAAGAAGGGUGGUAUCCUCUGCAGUUAAUACUCCUUUAUUUAAAAAUAUUUACUAAGAUAUUGCUGAUAAUGUAAUCAGUUCCCAAGGAAUAAAUUCCUGUGCCCAAUCUAAUUAUUACUUAAGAUACUAAUUGGAAAUUUUCACAGGUCCUAGUUAGGGGACCUCCUGUAAAAGCUAUAGAAAAAGUGCUUAAAACAUUUUAGAUGAAGGAGAUAUAAGUUGUCUUCCAAGUGGAUGAUUUCAAUAAAGUCCUCUGAGGAGGCUUGUAAUGUAUUAUAUUCAGUACUUGUAACUUACUGUUCUUCUGUUAGGUCUUCAAACAGUGUUAUAGUUUGUUUCCUAAUGUGCUUUCCAAGUAUUUGCAGUAUACUUUUUUGCAAACCUAUCUGCAAGGGUUUUAAAUACUUUAAAGUGGAAAAUAAAGAAAUAAGUUGUUCUUUAUAUCAUAUAUUUGUGAUAUAAAGAUGGGCGAUUUCAAAUUAAAGAAUGUUAAGGUGUUGAGACAACCUCUAAAAUGAGUGAGUGGUUGGGGCCACUAAGUUAAUAUGCUCCAACGAAUUUAGUUUUGCAAAUAUUUUGGGUGAAUCUGCUAUUAUAAAGUGUUGUACCAAGUACUUUGUGUACUAAGUACAAAGGUGGCUAGGAUGAACUGUUGCCCACAGAGUCCCCAAGAGCUAGCAAAAUGAUUUUAAAUAAGAAGGUUGUAAUAAUAUUUGUUUCUAGUUGAGAGUUUAAGUCCUUUUCCUCUCCCCGAUUCUUCUGUUUUCUUUCCAAAUUUUACACCAAAUGGUGCUUCUAUAAUGAUACCAUUGCUCUGAAAUACAUAUACCAGACCCUUUAACUUGUCCACAUUUUUUUUAGGAAUGGAGAAGGCAGUAUAUCUUGACAGUAAUUGAUCAAUGGAUAGUCAUUCAAAUUUUCUAAGUUUUACUUUUUAAUAUCAAUACAGGUAUUAGAAUUGAAUACAUGAUUUUUAAAAAUAUAUUUGUUUUUCAUUUAGUUUUCCAAAUAUUAAGGAAACUAAAGAAUUUCUAUUGUGAUUCAGUUUCCAUUAUGUUUUCCUUUGUAUUUUUCUCCACUCUUUAUUUUUAAAACCAGCAUGUAUUUGUCAAUGAGUGUUUGUGGGAGUUGAUGAUGGUGGAAAAGAGCAGGGAAGGAAGGAUGGGAUUGUGUUUACCACUGGUUAAAAUAGAAAAAUGGUAGAUGAAACUAUGCAUUUGUUUCUUUACCCCUAUUUUACUUUCUUUGACCUCAUUAAGCUGAUGUCCAUUACAUUUCUGCUAUGUACACCUAAUAAAGUUUUAGAGAUGAAAAUAUCUUCUCUACAUAAUCAUCUCUCUUUCUCCCAUUGGGUAUUUUGACUUUGAAGUAUAGUCCCAAUUUUAUAGGAUUAUAAUGAGGCCCUAGUGUCUACCAGUUUCUUGCUUCUGUGGACUGAAGGUGGUUAAUUAGUAGCUAAUUGUUCAGUGUUUUUUUUUUAAUAAAAAGGAAAUACUAGUAUUUUAGAUUCAUACCGAUUCUAUAAUUCAAGAAGUAACAAGAUGCUAAGGGUAUUUUUGGAAAUAUUUCCAACUACUUCCCUCUUGGUAUUGCACACUUUUCCCUCAGAAAGUCUUCAUCAGAAUCUCUGCAGAACCAUUAUUUGUUUUUAAGAUAUGAGAAAUGUGGAAAAUAAUUAAGGAAUUUUGGUAAAAUUAACUUGCAGAAAAGAUUGGCAGCACUUGAUGGAUAGCUAGGAAACUGCUAUUUUAAUAAUCAGAGGUGAGAAUGAAUCUCAGGAGUUAGAACUGAUGAUAACAAAUGGUCCCAAGUUAUUUUAACUUCAGUUUCAAUAAAAGUUUUCACUUUUUGUUUUGUUUUGUUUUAUUUGAGACCACACCUGGUGGUGUUUAGGGGCUACUCCCGGGAUUAUACCCAGGUUUCUUGCAUGUAAAGCAUGUGCUUCAGCCUGUCGAGCUAUCCUGAUCCCUAAAAAAAGCAAAAGAAAAAAAUCAAACAUGGUUGUAUUUUGUAGCAGAAGGAAGUUUAAAGACAGGAAGAAAAGUUGGAGGGAUAACUAACACACAAAAGCAAAAAACAAAAGUUUUUGAGGAGAUUGCUGAAUUAUCUAAAACUGUAUCUGAAAUUGUUUGAGAAAAUAAUGCAUAUUAUAUAAAGUAUUUUCAGUAAAUGUGGAGAUGUAUCAAUGAAUAUUUUAUUAAAUUUGGGGAAAUAAUUCAAAUUUCUGACUAUGAACUUUGUUGAUCCUCUUUGUUGAACUAACAUUUCAUCCCGUUCUUGAUUUUAAGAACUAAUUCAAUUUCUUAAACGUCUCCAAUUAUCUUCCAUAUAGAUGUCAUGUUGUUAUGGUUUAAACAUGUACAGGUUGUUGGUAGAAUUAGAGAUGUUGGUUUAGAAGAGAUGUUCUUAACACCUAGUGGUUAUGCAGCUGUAAUGUUAUUGAAAAUAAAUGCUAUAGGCAAAUCAAGAAAGCAUGAGUCUCACAUAAUUUUUAGAUUAGAUAUAACACAUAUAUCUCCCCUUGAUGGUAAUAACCUGAUUAUACAUUUUUGGGGAAAAUGUAUUUAGUUAUGUGUCUGAAACUGGCAAAUAGUGUAUCAUAAAUAUGUAUGAAGAGGAACGAUAGUGCAUAAUAACCAGCUACACCCUUUCCCUAUUAAAUUCUAUAUAUUGGUAAUUUUUUUAAAAAUCAGUUUUUUUCAGAGCCCUGUAUAAAUGAUAGUUGUUGAAAAUGCUACUAAUAACAGAAGGUUUGCUUUAAGUUAAAAUAUCUGACAUCACUAAAUGUCUUUAAGAAGUAACAUUUUAGUUUCCUUCAGAGGAAGCACUUGUUUGAAUAAUUUUUUUAAAAUUUGCUUUCAAUACUGGAUGAAUGAAUUGAUAGUGUAAUUGUUGACAUUUGUGAUAUCAGAAGAAUUCACAAUGUAAGAAUUUUCUAAAAUUUUGGCCCUCUUCCCAGCACACACACACACACACGCAUGCAUUCACGAACACAGCAGAAGUGAGCUUAAUACAUUUGGAUGAACAAUAUGAAAUUCCCCAGUAUUGUUUUCCUCAUAUAACUUGGGUAAAAUUCAUAAGAUUCUACCAUAAAGUAUUAACUCCUUACUCUAGUCAUUCUAGAAUGAGGGAAAUUAACUUACUUUAAAUUUACUAAAAUGCCUUUACUUAAAUACCAAAAUAGAGUUUACCUGAUUGGUAUAAAAAGGACUAACUUUCAAAUUGUAUUAACUCUUAGACCACUGAUGAAUCAUUUAGUAAACCACAGUACAGUUUUUAAAAGCUAAAUGAUGCCUUAGUGCCUUGGAAGUUAAGAUACUUUUGCAAAGUGAUUUUAGCAAGAUUCAUGAUUGGAAAAUCAGAGUUUAGGAAUGGUGCAAAGGAACUAAUGGUCUAAUAAAAAUCUAUUAUUUCACCUUGACUAUGACAGAUAACUACUUUCAAUAUAUUUUCAUGAUUUAUUAUGUAGUUUUUUCCUUUUCCAAGCAGGUAUGAAAUGUGACAUAUUUUAGUCAAGACAAUUACAUGUGGGAUUUUAAAGUUUAGUUUUUUUUAAUCUAUAUAUUCUAGUGUGAGCAGUGUAAGUUUUAUAUUGUAGUACAAGGCAGACACUUUAUUUAACCUUUAGGACUAUGUUUACCAUCAGGGAUUAUUUUUACCUUAGGAAUAAUGUACUGUGAAGCUUAAAGACAGGAAGAAUAGAAUAAACGUUGAAGGAAUAAUGCACAAAAACAAAGGCAUAAAUGAUGAAGUACCCUGCAUUAUGUGAAUAGUUUUCCCCCUUUUGUUAAGACUGUAAACUACACUGUAUGAGUAUGUGUACUGCAUGUUUACAUAAUACAAUUUAAUUUUGAAGGAUUAUUUAUGUUUAUGUAUAAUAUCUAACAAGAUGUAAAUAUUGUAUACUAUUGAUUUUUAAUUUUAUAUAAGCAAUUUUUUAUUUCUUAACUCAUGUACAAAUAUUAUUGUGUAUAUAGCAUAAUUUCCUGGAGAACACAAAUUUUGCAGUAAAUUUUAAUUUAAUGUGAUAAGCAUCAGGUUACUCUUAGAAAUGUUGCUCUUUAUUUUAAAUUAUCUUCACUCCUUUUAGUCAAAGGGCAGCAAUAAAUAGUGCAAGUUAUUUUUGAUUAUAGAAACUUGUUCUACAAAAACAGGAUCUGGUUUCACAUCGUUGCUUUAAGGAAAAGAUGCACAAUUAAUACCAUCCACUGUCUAGUCACAGGACUAUUUCUGAGGUCCACACGUGUCUCUCCUCUUUGUAAUAUACAGGGUGAACUCUUUACUGAUACACAAAAACAAUUGUUAAAAAAGAAUCCAGCACUUAAAUCUCAUUACACAGAGUUUAUUAGAUUAAAAAUUUGUAAUAUACAAUAUUUUAAUAAAGUUUCUGUAUUUAAUUUCAUGCACUUAUAUAUAAAUAAAUCUGUCUUUAAACGCUC